Messenger RNA from Myotis daubentonii (Daubenton's bat), 2755 nucleotides. RefSeq names its product serine protease FAM111B-like. Gene Ontology annotation, biological process: DNA replication. The record is from RefSeq and is a predicted model, not a curated record. Gene Ontology annotation, cellular component: nucleus; chromatin. NCBI's taxonomy places the organism in Eukaryota, Metazoa, Chordata, Mammalia, Chiroptera, Vespertilionidae.
UUCCCCUGGACUAACAAAUCUGCAAAAUAAAGGUUAAACUUUCCUCCCUCAGCGUGCUGGCUGAUUAUUCUCCUGUGCAUUCUGCCACAAUAUUUGGUGCGUUGGCAGAGAAACGUCAGUUGAGCUGGCUCUUAGGCCACUGCUUGACGAGAGUGGACUUUGGGUCACUGGUUUCGGGCUCUGGGACCCAAGGAAGACACACCACCAGCACAUUCACCGGUUCCUGAAUUCACGGGGCCCAGAGGGACUGCAGCAAUUCCAUGCUCCAGCAGACACAAAAGAGGCAGGAAACACCGUUCUGAGACUUCCCAGGAGGGAAGUCAAAAUCAGACAUCUGAAACUGGAAGUGGGGAAGUGGAGUGGGAGGGCCUAAGUCCCACCAGACCCCACCACAGAAGCGGGCUGUUUGGUGCCUGCUUGGGGGCUAUUGGUCCCUGGGAGCUGGUGAAGCGCAAGGCACAAAUGAGCAGACGCCCCGUGUGAUCUGGACCGUUGCCUCUGUAGAGUGUGGGCGAUUUUCCUCAGCGGCCCCGGAUCUGGCUGGGGAUGCUCGUCUCAAGGCCGCCGUCCACCUCGCAGCAUCUGAAGGGCACCGACCACUGCGCAGAAAGCACCCGGAGCGGCUUCCACGGGCUGUUCGCCCCGCAACUCUGGUCCCUGGAGCACUGUUCCUGCUCCUGGAAGCCGCGCGGCUGUGCAAUCAGGGUCCCUGAAAUCGUUGGUCCCCCGGCUCCUCUCACACCCGCCCCGCGAGGACAGUGGACCCAGAGCGGCAGGGAAGGGACGGAGGGCACGAUUGCUCGUAGUUUGUGCCCAACAAGUGGAUGAGUGGGACGCAGUGUGAUCUUCGGAUCCCUAGGGGCUGCCCGGGCAUGUCCCGGGACCCCGCCUUGCCGCCCGCCCUUUCUCCAGGCAACCUGGCAGUCUGUUGGCCAGAAGCCCCGCCCGGUCUGGAGCAUGGGCUUUCUCACUUCCUGCCAAGCAGCAGACAUUCCCGCACCGCCCGCCGAGCAUCAUCACCAACUCCUAGUGCCGCGAUCACCAGCAGAAUUGGAGUGGAUUCUUCGCUUCUGCCACAGGUGUCACUUCUGGGUCUCUUUCUGUUCAUUGAUCAUUCUCCACGUUAUUGGCAAUAUUUUUCUGCUUCUUUUUACGCCUGAUCAUUUUUGAUUGUCCUUUCAAGUGUGAGAUAAGCCCGUUCCUCUCUCUUCAUCUUGCCAGUAGUGGAAGUGUGUUAGAUUCUCUUGGCACUCAUCAUGAACCCCGUGAAACGUGAAGAGAACACGUCACUCAGUGCUACUGAAUAUGACCAGAGUACCAGACCUGAAGUUUCACAGGAUACUAACAUGGAGCAGACAUGUGUUGGCACACCUGUUGAUCAUUCUCCACCUGACAAUAAAGAGUGUAGUAGCACCAGUAAACUUAAAUGUGAAGUCAAUGGGUGUGAAGCAUUUCUUAAAACUCAGAACCCAAAUUGGAGAAUCAGUGAAAAACGUUGUUUCACCUUUACUUUGAAUGAAAGCUCCAAAAAAUCAGACCGUAGUGUGUUUACAGCAUCUGGUGAACUCAAUGACAAUAUCUACUCAGCUCUGACAGCUAAUGACGAUUUCUGUAAAAGGAUGGGGAAGAAUAAGGGCAUUUUUGUUUAUGAAGAGGAAACAAUAAAAGGGUAUGUAAAUUUAGGAAUGCCUCUCAAGUGCCUCCCUAAAGAUUCUCACUUUACAAUAUCGGUUGGUAAAGGAAAGAAUAUGAAAGAAACUGAUCAGAUAUUACGCCAAUGUGAAAAUCCCGACACCGAGUGCAUUCUUUUUCACAUUGAGGCUAUUGGGGAGGAAACAAAGAAGAUUGUUAAGAUCAAGAAACUUCAUGAAAAGGCAACUACACUUUGUGUCUAUGCCUUGAAGGGUGAGACUGUCAAGGAAGCCCUGUGUAAAGAUGGCCGAUUUCGGGUUGACCUGGACCAACGUGAGUGGGAACUCAAGGAAGGUUGUAAAAACAUUUAUGGAAAACAGACCAAGGUGGAGUAUGUAUCUGGAAAAACCUUAAAAAUGAAAAUUCAUAAAAAUCCACCUGUCAAAUCAACCCCUACGAAAAUUAAGCAGAAGAAUAAAAGUGCCACUCAUGAAAUCAGUCCCCAGAAUCAGAUCUGGGAACCAGAGAUAGAUGGAGAAACUGAAGAUGUAGAACACAGCCAAGAAAAAGUUUCCCCACCUCAAAGUCUAAGACAUAAUAGUUCCAAAGUUACAAGUCAUUAUCAGAAAAAUUACAAAAGAAAAAACAGGGAACAAAAGCCACAUCUAGGUAUGCAAUCUGCUAUUGAUCAGGUUAUCCAGAGGGAGAAACCUAAAUUCUGGCUAAAGAUAAAUUCUAGUAAAGAUGCAUCUUGGAUGAAUUUGAUUACUUCACUUUUUUUAAUUUCUGUUUUUGUUGUAUUUGUUUUUAUAUGUAUAAAAUUGAGUAGUUAUUUUUAGGAAGAACAGAGGAGAACCAAACUGUCACCAUGUCAACAAUUCAACAUAUAUGAAAAGUGUUUUUGCAAAAGUGACUAAAAAUUCUACUUCAGUUGCAACCUAUGAGCUUCGUACUCCAUUUAGUACAGUGGGGCCUUGACUUACGAGUUUAAUUCGUUCCGUGAUGGAGCGCAUAACUCAAAUUACUCGUAUGUCAAAUCACUGUGAUGUUCGCUGUGCCGACUAGCGGUGGGGUAUCUGAAGCUGGCUUGUAACCCGGCCGAGAGACAGCUCGUAUCUCAAAA